Messenger RNA from Ceutorhynchus assimilis (cabbage seed weevil), 1816 nucleotides. The record is from the annotation of a GenBank genome assembly. NCBI's taxonomy places the organism in Eukaryota, Metazoa, Arthropoda, Insecta, Coleoptera, Curculionidae.
CAGCUGGUCAGUACCAAAAUCCACCAACAUCCAACCAACCAGUAUACCACAGUGAAGGGUUAAAAAAAUCGACAAAAUCCAUAUCAGCAAAUCAACAACUAAUUUUUCAAAAUAUUUGAUCAUUCAUCCAUAUAAAUAACAUGUCAAUAGAUUAAAUAGAGUGAUCCAAAAGUAAUGUCAUCAUCUACAAAUAUAUUAUUAUGUACCAGUUGAGUAUCAAAUAAUCAAAUUAUUUACGUUCCCUGAUCUAGAAUAUUGAAAUUUUGUGCAAUCGCCGACAUGAAUAUCGAACAAAACCGUCUCGAAACGUUCAACGAUUGGCCUGCAGAUGCAUCAGUCAGCCCUCAAAGGAUAGCCAAAGCAGGUUUUUAUUUUACUAGAAAUAAUCUAGAAGUAGAAUGUUUUUCGUGUGGUUUAAAAAUAACCACUUGGAACUAUGGCGAUCAAGUAAUGGCCAGACACAGAUCCUUAAAACCCAAUUGUCCUUUCGUUUCAGAUCCAGCCUCCUCCGGCAAUAUUCCUGCUGUAGUUUCACCUCUAAGUAUACCUUCAUCGUCCUUUCCUUUAGACUAUAAAAAUGAAUCUGAACGAUUAGCCUCGUUCGAUAAUUGGCCCAUACCACAGGUAGUUUCACCAGAAGACUUAGCAAGAGCUGGAUUUUAUUCGCUGAAAAAUGGAGACAAUACAAAAUGUGCAUUUUGCAAAGGGGUCGUUAGAGCUUGGGAACCCAAUGAUAUUCCAGAUGUAGAACAUAAAAGACAUUUUCCUGCUUGCCCAUUUGUAAUUACAACAAUCAAUCCCAGACUACAUAGCAGCGAUAACGGUCAACUAGCACAGGAUCAAUUAGGUGUUCAAAAACAUAAUGGACCAAAACGAGCAGAUUAUGGUACAGUGGAGGCUAGGCUGAGAACUUUCAGUUCGUGGUCACCACAUUUAAUACAGACACCGGAUUUGUUAGCACAGGCUGGAUUUUAUUAUGAAGGCAUGAAUGAUCAAGUACGAUGUUUUCACUGUGAUGGAGGACUGAGGCAUUGGGAUCCAGAUGAUGAUCCUUGGACUGAACACGCGAGAUGGUUUCCUAGAUGUUCGUUUGUUAAUUUAGUCAAGGGACAAGAUUUUGUGACUGCAUGCUCUUUGGAGAAUCUGAAUAGUAGUAAUGGGCAAAAUAGCAAAAUUCAAGCAAAGAAAAGACGGCAAGUAUCCAAUGAAGAACUUCAAGCUCACAUGAUAAGUGAACCCGCCCUUACAGCUCUAGGUAUAGGAAUAGACGUGCAAAGAGUCAGACGAGCUAUGAAAGAAAAACUAGAACUUACAGGACAAGGAUAUUCUCAUGCAGACGCUCUAGUGGAAGCGUCACUUAACAUGCAACUAGAAGAAGAAGAUGGUUUUGAAAAUCCUCCUCUCGCUAGCAACCAAAUAAGAAAUAAUCUAGUAGCAGCUCUGAUUGAUUUUAGUAAAGGAACUGAUAACGGUAAUACAGACCAAACAUUACAACCAAAUAUACCUCAGCAGUCGAGUACGCCUCCAGAUUGUCCUAGGGGUCAGUUUGACGCUUGUGCGCCGUCAGGUGUUAAGUUUGAAAAAUCUGUAUCUUUGGAAGAGGAAAAUAGAAUUCUCAAGGAAGCGAGACAAUGUAAAAUUUGUAUGGACGCGGAGGUGGGAAUUGUUUUCUUGCCUUGCGGACAUUUGGCAACUUGUGUGAACUGCGCCCCCAAUUUGGAAGAUUGUCCUGUUUGUCGAUCAGUCAUCAAGGCUGCCGUACGAACUUUUUUGUCAUAAUAAUUUAUUCACGCAAUAUAUAGUUUAUUAAUUGUUA